AUGAAUGACACACCGGUAGAACAACAUCUUUGUGAAAAUGAACAGCAAGUACCCAAGCUUCGCUGGAUGCAGUACACCAGACACAACGAUACAAGUGAACGUGUUGCUGUUUGUAAAUAUGUGGAGAACAAUUUUAACGAACGUAUGACGGCUGACUUAAUUAUACGUGAAGGAUUGAAGCAGUACAGCCUGUAUAUUGCAAAUGCACAACCACAAGACAGUGGAGAGUAUUUCUGUCGACUUUAUUACCCUGAUGAGGAAGAAACAUACAACUCUAACACAGCCUUGUUAACAGUCAACCUUAAACUUCCCAAGCAUUCUCCUACUUGUGAAGCACAUCCAGAUCCUUCACAUGAAUCAAGUGGUUCAACAAUUUCUCUGACAUGCACCCUCUCACGGGAUGAUCCACCAAGCCUCCUGACCUGGUUCCAAAAACUACCCAGCGGUCUCUGCCCGCUGGGCGAUUCAAACAAGACCCAACCUGGACAGUCACUUUCGAUUGAGCAUGUACUGCACGAAACAAACAAACCAAGAGAGUUCAUCUGUGUUGCCGGUACAGAUUCCCAAAGUGGCACAAGUUGUUUAGUCACACCAACAACUGUUUCCAUCACCCCUUCUUCAGUUACUGUUAAAGGUCAGACGACAGUUUUCCCUGACUAUACUUGUGCUUGUAAAACCCAAGUUAAUACCACUGUGGCUGUCUUGGGAGCCAUUCUGGGCAUUGUUAUCCUUGCCAUCGGCAUUGUGCUUCUCAGAAACCUCUUGCUCAAAAACAAACAGAAGCAUCCAAGUCCAAGGAGAGUUACAAACCCAAGUUUUUCACUGAGGCAAGAGAGGGUGGACAUGUCAAAUCCCGUCGCCAGUGAGACUGGCCUGAAUUAUGAAAACCUUCCAGAACAGACCGCCAGGCAACCAGAGCCAACGACCGAAAGUCAAACUCUUGAAGGGACUUCAGAACCCAAGGCAGAUCUGUACGCCAUCCCUAACAGGAGAGGUGGAGACAUCCGCCACUUCACCUUGACGCCGCAAACCAACAAAGCCCAGACUCAGCCUAGAUUCGUGAGCCUGCCUCGCAACUUGGAGCCCCCGUCCUUUGCCAGACCAAAAGAUCCUGGAAGUGCCAUCAUGGUCCACGCCAAGCCUGACAAAGACAUCAGAAAGCACCCAAAACCCAUUCCGGAGUGGUAUGCCCCGGAGAGCUCAUCAUCAGCAUGUGAUGCCGCAAGCGCCGCUGGGACAACCCAAGACCUUGGAUCGCAAGAGGAAGAGGACUGGAAGUACGCAGACUUGAACCUAGACCAUCCCACUCGAGGAGCUGCUGGAAUCGACGCUCUCUAUGCCCAACUCAACAAAGGCCGCAAGGACCAAGGCGAGAAAUUCUCCACUCAAGAAAUCUAA
Patiria miniata (bat star) is the source of this 1398-nucleotide messenger RNA. Its product is annotated as endothelial cell-selective adhesion molecule-like. The record is from RefSeq and is a predicted model, not a curated record. The coding region runs from base 1 to 1398 and encodes 465 amino acids. NCBI's taxonomy places the organism in Eukaryota, Metazoa, Echinodermata, Asteroidea, Valvatida, Asterinidae. The transcript has a single exon.